This is a messenger RNA of Lytechinus pictus (painted urchin), 1857 nucleotides long. RefSeq lists its product as uncharacterized. Gene Ontology annotation, molecular function: nucleic acid binding. The transcript has a single exon. Gene Ontology annotation, biological process: DNA integration. Lineage: Eukaryota; Metazoa; Echinodermata; Echinoidea; Temnopleuroida; Toxopneustidae. The coding region runs from base 1 to 1857 and encodes 618 amino acids. The record is from RefSeq and is a predicted model, not a curated record.
AUGCUUACUGUGAAGAAAGCCUUGCGGCUCAACAUCGCCUAUUCCAAGAUCUGGACAGACAGCAUGACUGCCAUUAGCUGGGUAAGAGGUCAAUCCAAGUCCUUCCGGUCCUACGUCGCAUAUCGUGUUGGCGAGAUCACAACAGAGUUCGACCCCAUCAAGGACAUUGCAUAUGUACCAUCAGAUCAGAAUGUUAUCGAUCUGGUUUCCAGAGGAGGAACUGCCAAUGAAAUGAGACAAGUCAUUGAGGGACCACUGUACUUGAAGCAAUCACCUACGUUUUGGCCAAAGACACCAGAAAAUGUUCCUGUGAGCCUUGGAGACGAAGAACAGAAAAAAUUCCAUGUCCGGAAUGCCAAGACACUGGCUCUCAGAAUCAACGUCGUCUCUAAGCCUUCUCCGAUAGUUGACUCAACCAAGUUCUCCAGCUGGUGCAGGUUAAAGAUGGUGACCGCUAGAGUUCUCUCCGUGAAAAAACUGCCCAAGAACCAAUGGCUGAAGCAGCUCGCAAAACAGAUCUCUAUGUACCCUUCUCCAAAACUUGUCAAGGAGGCUGAAUUAUACUGGAUAAGACAAGCACAGCGAGAUGUUGACUUCCAGGAUCCUAACAUCAUGAAACUGGACCCAUUCUUCGAUGAAGAAGACCAAGUCUUCCGUGUUGGCGGACGAAUUGACAGGGCUCCAUUGUCAUAUGAUGUGCGACAUCCUUAUCUUCUCCCUAAGAAGAGCCACAUCAGUCUGCUGAUCGUGAGAGAUAGACAUGCACAUGCCCUUCACGGGGGUCACUUGAGAACGGCAACAGAAGUUAGGAAGCAUUACUGGAUUGUCGGAGACGUGAACAUAUCCAAACGCGUGGUGUACGACUGUGUCGUAUGCAGGAGACACAGAGGCAAGCCAAUUCAACAGAAGAUGGCCGACUUGCCAGAAUUCCGAGUCACUCCUUGCUCACCCCCAUUCAAGACUACAUUGGUUGAUUACCUUGGACCAGUGAAUGUAAAGCUGAACCGGAAUACCACGACAAAGGGCUACUGUGCUGUGUUCACGUGUGCAGUGACCAGAGCCGUGCACCUCACCUGUGUUCAAGACCUGUCUACACAAGCGUUCCUACAGGCACUAGAACGGUUCAUAAGCAUCAGAGGGGCGCCAUCCUUGCUGGUCAGCGAUAAUGGCACUGCCUUCAGAGGAGCUGAUAACACCAUCAAUGAACUGAACUUGAAACUGAAUCAGACAGUACUGAAGGACCAUUGCCAACGGUACAAUGUUCAGUGGAAAUUCGGACCUCCAGGAGGACCUCACCACCAGGGGGCCGUUGAACGAUUGGUCCAAGAAGUUAAGAAAGGUAUGAGACACCUGGUGAUAGCUGAUCGUUUGACUUUCGUCGAGUGGGAGACUGUUUUCUGCCAGAUAUCCAGCCUGAUCAAUGGUCGACCCCUAACUGCAAAAUCAUCGUCACCGGAUCAUCCUCCACUAACGCCAAACCACUUCCUGAUAGGUAGAGGUGACUUACCAUGCCCCGAAGUCCCGUGUGAAGAAUACAAAGGAAACCACCGGAAACGUAGGGAGAUCUGCAAUUUCAUGGUAGAUGGGUUUUGGCGACGUUGGAUGGAGUGCAUCCACAAACUCUCACCACGCCAGAAGUGGCAGAAAUCUGCUGAGAACUUAGGAGAGAGGGACAUCGUACUCGUCAUCGGUGAGAACCUGAAGCGCGGCUCCUGGAAGAUGGCGGAAGUCACGUGUGUCUACCCAGGAAAAGAUGACCUCGUCAGAGUAGUGGACGUGAGAUUCGCGGACGGUACAAAACUGAAAAGACCUGUGACAAAGCUUGUUCUGCUAAUGAAGGAAUCUGAACGUUCAUAG